Molecule: messenger RNA, 3702 nt
Organism: Triticum turgidum subsp. durum (durum wheat)
Lineage: Eukaryota; Viridiplantae; Streptophyta; Magnoliopsida; Poales; Poaceae
Source: the annotation of a GenBank genome assembly
AUGAGACCUGAUACUCCUUGGAUUGUCGGCUUGACCUCGCUCAUGGUUGCCUGGUUCGUCAACCCCAUCUUAGCCUAUUAUGUUCCCAAGAUCCUUUCCGCAAUCGGCUUGGGCGCGUCCAAGAGGCUCUCAGAUCUGGAGACCCACAUCAUCCCGGAGCUGAAGAAGACGCUGUGUGGCGUAGAUCAAGCAAGGAUGAUGGAGCGAGAAAGUAAAGAGAAAGACGAUCUGGCCAUGCUGAACAAGAUGGCCGCCAGGCUGAGGCACGCCCUUGAGGAUGCGGAAGACAUCUCCGAUGAUCAGCAGGAGAUCGAGUCGUACCGCAACACGUUUCCGCAGUGCCUCUGGAGCGGAUUGAACAUCGGCUGGGGGUGGAUUGCACCCAUCGUCUGGAGCGGACAGGCUUGGCUAUGGCGGUGGGUGCGGAAGAUAUCCUUCCGUCUCUCGGAGGUGACUGCCAAUGCGGCGGCCACCUGUGUUGUGAUCUGCAUGCCGGUUACGCAAAUCGUUCGGAGUGGAUUUGAUAGCCUACUGCAAUGGGCGCAGAUGAUAUCCAGCGCCGUGGCCACCUGUGUUGCUGGCUUCAACAUAAGCUGCACAUGUAUUGCAGACAUCCUCCAGAGUGCAAGGACCCGCCUAUCGAUGUUGGCCUUGCGUGGGUCAAACCAUAGACUUCCAGAGUACAGACGGCCCGUUACAGGGACCAGUGUUGCUGCCUCUGAUGAAACGGCGCUCCCGGACCCGGAGAUAUAUUCAGAACGUGUGGUGGACUCAGAUGGAACCUCACGCGAACCAGUACCAGAGAUUUGCUCAGAGGGCACCGUCUCAGAUGAACCUAGUACUUCUGCUCUCUUGCAUGGGCCAGACGAUAGACUUCAUGUGACCGACAAUAAUGUUACCCACUCUCACCAGCGCGUUCCAGGGACCAAUGUUUCUGCCUUAGAUGAAACAAUCCCAGCAGAGAUACAUCCAGAGGCUGAACCUCGGACUACAAGUGAACUUGCUCCAGACGAACCAGCUUUGUUGGAUACCAAUGAUGCCGCCUCACAGGGAGCAGUCCCAGAGAAUAGCAUUACUCGUUUCAGCAUGUGGAUUGCUUCCUUGGGGCCAUGGCUCUCUCGUUGCCGCACCUCCAUACACAAUGCAUCGGAGAACGCGACUACUUUUCGAGACGAAACCUGCGAGGGUAUUGGCUUCACAAGUCACAAGGAGGAUGCCAGUGCGUUAGAUUCUGUUCUUACUGUUAUCUCAAUAUGGAAACUGAAGAGAAAAAUAAAGAAGAUAGAAAGCACGGGCGAUGAUGUGAAGAAGUCACCACUCUAUGUUGUAGCAAAGGAGAGCGAACUGGAAGAUAUUGCCAACAAGAAUAGGCCCAACAUUACAACUGCUAGCAAUCAGAUGGUAUUUGGCCGACAGAGCUUGCUUGAUGUGGUCGUAAAAAGGCUUCUCAACCAACCAACCAGCUCAGGUAAAUGUUACUCGGCGUUUGGGAUUCAUGGUGUUUCAGGUUCUGGGAAGACUACCUUUGCACGAUAUACUAGAGAUUACAUAAAGAACCAAAAACAAUUUGACCCCAUCAUGUGUGUCCACCUAUCCAAGAAUUCCAGUGUGGAUGGUAUAUUUCAGAAAAUGCUGGAUGAUAUUGCCAGAGAACAGCACACCAAUAUUUCUGAUGGUGAGAAGCUGCAAGAGAAGUUAGAGGAAUCAGUGCAAGGUAAGAAUGUGAAAGACAAGUUGGAAAAUUCAUUGCGUGGCAAAUGUUUCUUCUUGAUAUUGGAUGAUCUCUGGGCAGAGGAAAGGACCAACAAACAGCUGAACGAGCUACUCUCUCCACUGGAUCUUGGGCAGCAAGGAAGCAAAAUCCUGGUGACUGCUCAAAUAGACACGGCAGCUAAAGUUCUAUGUGACGAUAACAUUACUGUAAUGCCUGAUAUGCAUGAGGAGAGGUUCUAUGAGAUGUUUAUGCACCAUGCACUGAGUCCUGAAGGAGAACAUGAACACGACGAAGAACGUAAAAAACUUGGGAGGUUGAUUGCAGAAAAGCUACCCAAAUCACCUAUUGCAGCAGUAAUAGUGGCAGGGCAGCUUCGGCUGGACUAUCGUAUUGAAUUUUGGAGAAGGACUGCAAAGCGCAGCAAGUUUGUUAACACCUGGGAUGCACUUUGGUGGAGCUAUCAGAAGCUUCCUCUGGACAUCAGGAGGUGCCUAGAAUAUUGCAAUAUUUUCCCCCGAAGAACCAACUUGAAAACAGAGGACUUAGUGCGCUUGUGGAUAGCGCAAGGGUUUGUAAAGCCUAGUGCAUCAGAGGACAUGGAAGAUAUAGCUGAGGGCUAUGUUCAAAAGUUAGCUUCAUGCUCGUUUCUGAAACCAACUAUGGGGCGUGAUGAUUGCUUUACAAUUCAUGAUCUGCUGCAUGAUUUGUUGGACGAGGUCGUCGGAAGCGACUGCUUCCGAAUCGAGAAUGAAAGGAGCCAGGAAGAAGGUCCUUGGAGAAUCGAGAAAGAUGAAGGUCCUUCAAGAAUCGAGAAAGAAGAAGGCUGGAGCAGAGAUGUCCGCUAUCUUUUUGUUCAGAAUUAUGAUGCGGAAUUGAUUAUUAAGAUGGUUCUUCGGUUGAAAAACCUACGCACUCUCAUCAUUUACAUCGUUAGAAGUGAUACACCAGUUGAGGAAAUGGUAAUUGAGAGUAUAUGCAAGAGACUGCUGAAAUUGAGGGUACUGAUCAUUCAUUUCUCUAAUACAAUCUUUGAGGACCACGACAGAAUUUUCAGCUUCCCCAAAUCUGUUGGUCAGUUAAAGCACCUACGCUAUCUUGGUUUCAGGUCUUCCGCAUGGGCGGUAAUUUUACCAAGCACCCUAAAUAAACUUCACCAUAUCCAGGAGUUAGAUUUUGGCUGCCUGUCAAUUGUGAAUCCUAAAUUUACUGGCUGCCUUAUCAACUUGCUGCACAUAAUCUGCCAAUUCUGUUAUUUCCCUCACAUAGGGAGGAUGAUAUCACUCAAAACGCUACCACACUUCAGAGUAAGGGAUGAAGAAGGGUAUGAGGUAGAGCAGCUGAGGUAUCUAAACAAGCUUCGCGGCACACUGAUGAUUGAUGGGCUUGAAAAUGUAAAAAGCAAGGAGCAAGCAGAUCAAGCCAAUCUAGCUGUCAAGGAACAACUCACUGAACUGUAUUUGGUAUGGGCUCGUGGUGGUGGCACAAGGUGCAGUCCAAAAGAUGAAGCAGAGGUGCUUGAGGGUUUAUGCCCGCCUGUAGGGCUUCAAUCACUGACCAUCUGUUGCUACGAUGGUUCGAGAUACCCAGAUUGGAUGGUGGGUCGGCAUAACUGUGGCCCAAAGGACCUGCAGCAACUUCACUUCUGGAGAUGUAACCAAACGGCACCUUGUCUUGAACUUGAGACUUUCCACCAUCUUCGUGAGCUCUGGCUUAUAUACUGCAGUUGGGAUACCUUACCAGACAAUAUGGAGAACCUAACAUCGCUCAAGUUGCUAAGGAUUUUUAAAUGCUUGAAUAUCCGAUCCCUUCCAACACUGCCCAAGUCUCUUGAGGUAUUUGAACUUGAUGGCUGCAAUGAUGAGUUAACUGCAGAACAUGCAAUCUGGAAAAAGAAUAAGCGCAUGUCCAAAACCUCAAGUGAUAAAACCAAUGACUGGGACUCAGCUUCAUAUGUGAGAUUUAUGAUGACCAGGCUCUUUCUACCUUGA